UAUUGCCUAUAAAAUCGGAGAAGACUGAAGGAUUCAGUUUCAUACACAACACAAGACUUCGAAUAAUGUCCGAACCAUCUCCAGUCUCUGAUCCUUACGCUCACAUAGGCAUCGUAAAGAACCCAGAUGGCUCCAUCACUCGCGACCCCACCAGAUUCCCGUACGCCUCAGCCACACCUGACCCCUCCCCGGUAAACACCGUCGUAUCCAAAGACAUCACCGUGAGCCACUCAAACUCCACGUGGAUGCGUCUCUACGUCCCCGUUACCGCACUAAACGACGGCGUUUCGUCAAAAAAACUCCCUCUCGUCGUCUACUACCACGGCGGAGGCUUCGUCAUCUGCAGCGUCGACUUCAAACCCUUCCACGACUUCUGCAACCGUAUGGCGCGUGAGCUCAACGCGGUCGUCGCGUCGCCUUCGUACCGGCUAGCUCCGGAGCACAGACUCCCGGCGGCGUACGACGACGGAGUGGACGCUCUGAGGUUUAUUAGAACCUCAGACGAGGAGUGGAUCAAGUCUCACGCUGAUCUCUCCAACGUGUUCCUCAUGGGGACAAGCGCCGGUGGUAACUUGGCCUACAACGUCGGGCUCAGAUCCGCCUUGGCGGACCUGAGUCCGUUAUGUAUCCGUGGACUGGUCUUGCACCAUCCGUUCUUCGGCGGCGAGGAGCGGUGCGAGUCCGAGAUCAGACUUGAGCACGAUCAGGUUUUUCCGCCUACUGCCGGAGACGUUUGCUGGGAGCUUUGUCUCCCUGUCGGAGCUAACCGGGAUCAUGAGUAUUCUAAUCUGACGGUGGGAGAUGGACCGGUGAAUAUGGAGAUGAUCGGACGGUUGGGGUGGAAGGUGGUGGUGAGUGGAGGAGGAGGAGAUCCGAUGAUAGAUAGGCAGAGAGAUGUGGCGAAGUUGAUGAAGGAGAAGGGAGUUCAUGUGGUGGAGCGUUUUACCGACGGCGAUGUUCACGGUGCUGAGCUCGGUGAUCCGACCAAGAGUACAACUCUGUUUGCUUCCAUCAGAAAUCUCAUUUACUCUUAGAGGCCAGCCCAAUAUGUUAGGCCCAUUUAAAGGUUACCUUAAUGUAUUGGUUUGUGGAAAAGUUAUAAAUAAGAAAAAUAUUAGA
Messenger RNA from Brassica napus (rape), 1119 nucleotides. RefSeq names its product probable carboxylesterase 120. NCBI's taxonomy places the organism in Eukaryota, Viridiplantae, Streptophyta, Magnoliopsida, Brassicales, Brassicaceae. The transcript has a single exon. Gene Ontology annotation, molecular function: hydrolase activity. The record is from RefSeq and is a predicted model, not a curated record. The coding region runs from base 66 to 1034 and encodes 322 amino acids.